AUGCCACCAGUGUUUCCCAUGUUAACAGUUCUGAGCAUGUUUUACUAUAUGUGCCUUCGGCGCCGAGCUAGGACAGCGACGAGAGGAGAAAUGAACAGCCGGAGGGCUAUUGAAUCAAACACCCGAGCCUUACCUAUCAACGUCGAAAUAGUUCAGUAUGCCAAAGAAGUGUUGGAUUUCAGCUCUCACUACGGUAGUGAGAACAGCAUGUCGUAUACCAUGUGGAAUUUAGCAGGCAUUCCAAAUGUGUACCCUAGUUCUGGUGACUUUACUCAGACCGCCGUCUUUCGAACUUACGGGACCUGGUGGGAUCGUUGCCCUAGCGCCCGGCUGCCAUUCAAGAGGACGCCACCCACCUUCUGUAGCCAGGACUACGUGGAACUCGCUUUUGAGGAACCGGUUUAUCCCACUGCAGUGCACAUUCUGGAAACGUAUCAUCCUGGAGCUGUAGUCAGGAUUUUGGCAUGCUCUGCAAAUCCUUACUCUCAAAAUCCACCAGCUGAAGUAAG
This is a messenger RNA of Eurypyga helias (sunbittern), 509 nucleotides long. Its product is annotated as F-box/LRR-repeat protein 4-like. Lineage: Eukaryota; Metazoa; Chordata; Aves; Eurypygiformes; Eurypygidae. The transcript has a single exon. The record is from RefSeq and is a predicted model, not a curated record. The annotation marks the transcript as partial.